AGCUUCCGCGAGGAGCGGUUUGGCAAACCCUCUUCCUACUAUGUGCGGUGCUUUUCAUAAAUGAGGUCCGUUCGGAAGGCAGAGUUGUUUGCUACUACACAAAUUGGAGUGUCUACAGACCGGGUACAGCGAAAUUCAAUCCGCAGAAUAUUAAUCCAUAUUUAUGUACACAUUUGGUGUACGCUUUUGGUGGAUUCACAAAGGACAAUCAGAUGAAACCGUUCGACAAAUACCAGGACAUAGAACAGGGCGGCUAUGCCAAAUUCACGGGGCUUAAAACAUACAACAAGCAAUUGAAAACAAUGAUUGCCAUCGGCGGUUGGAAUGAGGCCUCAUCACGUUUUUCUCCGCUUAUGGCGAAUCCAGAGAGACGGCAAAAAUUUAUUAAGAACAUUUUGAAAUUCCUGCGUCAGAACCACUUCGAUGGCAUCGAUUUGGAUUGGGAGUAUCCGGCACAGCGUGAGGGUGGUAAGGAGCGCGACCGGGAUAAUUAUGCACAGUUUGUGCAAGAGUUGCGCGCUGAAUUCGAACGUGAGGCGGAGAAGACCGGACGGCCACGUCUGCUGUUGACAAUGGCCGUACCAGCAGGUAUUGAGAACAUCGAAAAGGGUUACGACAUACCAAAACUGAACAAGUACCUUGACUGGUUCAAUGUGCUCUCGUAUGAUUUUCAUUCAUCGCACGAGCCAUCAGCUAAUCAUCAUGCUCCAUUGUACUCGCUGGAGGAAGAGUCCGAGUACAAUUAUGAUGCAGAGUUGAAUAUUGACUAUUCCAUCAAAUAUUAUUUGAAAGCCGGUGCUGACCGCGACAAAUUGGUGUUGGGCAUACCCACAUAUGGACGUUCAUACACACUCAUCAAUGAGGAGAGCACAGAAAUUGGAGCACCAUCGGAGGGGCCAGGUGAACAGGGUGAUGCCACACGCGAAAAGGGAUAUUUGGCUUACUAUGAGAUAUGCCAAAAUCUAAAAGAGGACCCAGAGUGGACUGUCGUGCAACCAAAUCCGAAUGCAAUGGGUCCAUACGCCUACAGACGCAACCAAUGGGUUGGUUAUGACGAUGAAGCCAUUGUACGUAAGAAAGCUCAAUACGUCGUCGAGCACGGUUUAGGUGGUAUAAUGUUUUGGGCCAUAGACAACGAUGAUUUCCGAGGUACUUGCUCCGGCAAACCAUACCCGCUCAUAGAGGCUGCCAAGGAAUCCAUGUUAGAGAGCUUGGGACUUGGUAUUAACGAGGUCGCUAAACCAAAUGCCCCCAAAAAGCCUUCACGGUCACGUAGUCGUGAAAACUCAUCUUCGAAGCUGAAUCGAAUUGGUGGCAGCAGCGAGGGUAAAGGCUCUUCGGGUCGGGUAACUUUGAGUAGUGGACGUCGUCGCGUGCAAUCCUCACCCUCUACGACAACAACGCGUGAGCCCGAGACAACGAUACGACUGACAAAUCCUGAGGGUUCUUCGUUGUAUAUUGGUGGCCGUGUAACGACGCCAGCUCCACCAACUACGCCUGAUCCCGGAACUGAUUUCAAAUGUGAAGAGGAAGGGUUCUUCCAACAUCCACGCGAUUGUAAGAAAUAUUAUUGGUGCUUGGACAGCGGCCCGUCGGGAUUGGGUAUUGUGGGUCACAUGUUUACUUGUCCAUCGGGCUUGUACUUUAAUCCCGCAGCUGAUUCGUGCGAUUUUGCUCGCAAUGUGCCCUGCAAAAUCAAAAAAACUACCACUGCAGCGCCUAUCAGCAGUACUACUACAACAACCACCACACCCCGCCCCACAGCUUCCAUCAAUCGCAUCUCGGCUGCCACUUCGCGUACAUCAUUUUUCAGAACUACCACCCCAACUACAACUACUCCAACACCAAUCGAAUAUGAAGAUGAAGAGGAGGAGAUAGAGGAAGAUGUGCCAACACACUUUAAAGACAGGGAAGCCGAAGAAGACCCACAGGUCAUAAAAGAACUCAUUGAGCUAAUUCGCAAAGUCGGUGGCAUUGAGGAGUUGGAAAAACAUUUGCUACGCAAAGAUGAUGGCACGAUAUCAAUUAAAAGUAGCUCCAGUGAGUCAAAUGCGGCCACUACUCAAUCACCUAUUAGCAAAAGUCUGUACGAUAAAGUGCUCAGCAAACCCAAUUCAUACAACUCGAUCCGUAAUCGUUUCACUUCGUCGUCACUAUUUCGAAAAUCUAGUCAAGCCAACACUGAGCAAACAGCGAACUCCAAAUUUGAAAGCGAUGAGUCGCAAGUUAAUGAAGGAAGCAUCAGCAGUGGAUUCUCCAAAUACUCCUCGGUAGUGCGUGGUAACAGUAGACAGGGUCCCCAAAAUGAGGGUCUAGAUAAAUUGUCUGAAUUCGAUGGCUUCUUGAAAGAAAAAAAGCAAUAUGUUACAAUUAAUAGAAAUAGAGGCUCUCUUAGAGGGCAGGAGGAUGAAGAUGACGUGGAAGAAAAACAGGUUACAGAGCACCAAAGCGAAGAUGAUGAAGAGGUGGAGUUGAAGAGUAGGGCUAAGACUACAAGGCGACCAACGAAUACGGUGACUCCCUCUUACGCUAGCAUACGACGUGCACGACCAUCGACUGUUCGAACGGAAACAGAGGAGGAAGCUGUCAGCGAUGAAGAAGUAAAAACCUCAAAGGAAAACGAAGAAAAACGAGCAUAUACUUCUUUGAAUCGGAAUCGUGGCAGGUACACAUCUACUGAAAGCAGUCAAAAAGCUGAAGAAGUUAUAACUAAUGCAAAUAGGUAUAAAUAUCUGGAACGUCCACGACCACAAAACAGGCUUAAGACAACUUUCACCAGCCAAGAUGAGGAAAGCUUAUCCGGAGACGAUGAGGAGGAUCAAGAGGAAGAACAAAAUGUAACGGUACAAUUAAAUCGGGCAGCAAUUGAUUCCACACAAAAAUCAACACAAAGCACAACACGCAUCUAUGCGAGUAUAGGUCGUCGUACAACCACUACAACAACAGAGACUCCAACCACCCAAGAAACUCCAACCAGAUACAAUUUAUUAGAAAACACAUUUAACAACGAAACACCUGAACCAAUUUUACCAAAUACUACCACUGCCACAACAGCAAAUGACUCACCCACCCUAUCCAUAACCAUUAAAAAUACUAAUCCCGAAAUCAUUUCCACUGUCACCACAUCCACAUCCAGUCCUACCAUUUCUACAACAAAUGCUUCCGCCACCACAAUAACAUCAACCACAUCAAAUGAUAAUGAACUAGUCGAUGCCCUACCCACAAUUACCACUCUCCCUCCAACCUUUGAGCAUGAAUCGAAGCAACCCUUAGACCUUUCGCUUGAUGUGAAUUCCCUUAUUGAAAAAACCGCCUCCACUGCAAAUCCAACGACUGCAAGUGCAACCGAAAAACUGCAAACAGAAGGCGCUGAGACAACAACUGCUAGAACAACUACAACUACCGAAACAUUGACAAGCACCGCCACCACCACAACCGCCACUGACACUGACCAACCCCCCACCGCCGACGAGGUAACGAAUUUAAGCAAUAAUCGCCUAAAGACACAAUAUAAAUUUACAACAAGAACACGUAAUGUAACAAAAUCAACAACUACAACUGCAAACACUGACACAGACCUAGAUAAUGAGAAUCAUAUUAACAGAAAAAACAACAACAACAACAAAAUUUUAAGUGAAACAAAGAAAACUAGUCUUAAUACUGGUAGUAAUAGUAGUACGGAUGAUAAGUUUAAUAGUAGUGUUAGAGGUAAUACCGUUAAAUACUCUGGUGGUAGAAGACAACAACAAUUAAACGAGUUACUAACUCGCAAAAAUCAAAUCCAAAAUCAACAGACGGAUUCCUCCAACAUCAUAACUACUACCGAAUCAGCACCCACUAAUGAGUUCCUGGGAACUGUAUCUAGCCCUAGACCUUUCGGUUUCCCAAGGCGUCGUACGCGCCCGAAUAACUCCAAUCCAACAAACACCGAAGAUACAAAAUCCAUCACUGAAAGUAUAGAAGAUGAACAAAGCGUAGCAAAAACGAGGUUAUCAACAACAAUUGCCUCCAAAACCAAGAAAUAUCAAUUCAACCGCUCACGAUUCUCAACUACUACAACAACUACUAUAGCUCCAACCACGAUAAAAACAUCUUCUAGCUUAUUCCCGCCCAAACAAUUAUACCAGCCAAACAAAAAUAGAGCAGCAACAACAGCAAAUCAGGUAAAUGCGUUAGUAGAUGAUGAAGAUGAUGAUGAUGAAGAUGGAGAUAAUGACAAUGAUGAAGAAGAUGAAGAUGAAGACAGCACAACCACAACCACCGAAAGCACUCUGAGCUUUAGUCCAGCUCCCACACUGAAACGGAUACGGGUCUUGAAAUACCGUCGUCCAAUUGGCGGCUCAAGUACAUUUAGUAAUGCUACUUUAGUUAAUACUAGUGUUAGUGAUAGUAGUAAUUUCACAUUUUCUAGUGUUACUAAUACUACCAACACAGUCAGUCAAGGCUUAGAUACUCUCAACUCGCUUAGCCAAAAAGUAGGACGUACCAGGUUAGAACUUUUAAAUUCCCAAGACUCAAAUACAAAUGAAACUCAAAGCGAAAGUCCGGUAACUACGGAAACUAAACCCACUAAACGGUUCCGCAAAGUUAUACGCAAGUUAAUACGGCCAGUAAAUCGCACGAUUGAUUCAACUCUGACAAACGAAACUAAAUCAGACGACGCCCAAUCGGAAGCAUCCCUUGCAGGACAAUCGCGUUUUAAUGCAACCCGUUACGGCUUAGGGCGAGAAGGUGUGGAAAAUACAUCAGAAAUCUCUUCCGAAAACUCUACUUCCAGCGACAGUAACCUUAAUAGCACAAGAACUAUUUUAUUUGGCAGAAGCAAUCGAGCUCGUUUCGGUAACCGAGUUACAUCGAGCAACAUAGAAAAAUCGUCAGAAAAUGAUGAUGGUGUCUUUGAAGCAGACAGUCAGACAGAAACUGAAGAGGAUAGUCAAAAUGUAACAGCAAAUCCUCCACCAAAUGUCUUUAUACGAGCAAAAGCUAACGGCUCUAGUUCAAGUGGCAUAAUUUUACCUUCACGACGACCAUUUGUAUUGACGCGCGUAAGUAGCCGAACGAAAGCGCCCACAGAGGACGUAGAUGUUGACGAUGAAAACGAGAAUGAAGAUGAAGAUGAAGGUGUAGACACUAAUGCAGGCGAAGAAGGUGAUGAGGUGCAGGAAACAUCGACACCGGCAGUAGAGCAAUAUACUGGUAUUCCACGCAAUCGCCUAACUAAACUCACAUUCACACGUAACAAUCUUACAAAGAGUGCUGAGACUAAUAUCGGUGAGACAGCAAUUCAAGAAGAACAAAGACCAGUUGUUGCAACUACCCGUCUCAGAAAAUUACUGCCUGAUGUCACAACAGAAACUAUAAUAACAACCAAUGAACUAGAAGAAAGUGAUGAUAGAAAAUCCAGUAAUGCUACACAAGCGAAAACCGCAUUACCCAGGCGUCCAUUCGGUCUGGCCUCUCGGACAAAACCAACACAAAACGAAAGUGGAAAGGAAACUGAAGAAGACGAAAAUACAGAUGUAACAACGGCACGUACUCCUCUUUCUCGUCCUACUUUCCGUAGAAAAUUGGUCGCUAGACGCCCGUACACUCCACCAAAAGUGUCUGGUAUCACGAUUUCAACAACAAUUCCAACAUCACCGAAGCCAAGAAGAAAGUUUGUACGGCGCAAAUUCGGACGUUUCCACCCUUUCAAUGCCGUUAAUCGCAAUACCGGUGAGGGCUUUGUGCGUACAGAUCCACGAAGUCAAUUACUGCCAGAAACAAAACGCUUCCGAGUUGAGAACGGCAAGCGGGUGCCCAUACCGAACGGUGAGACUUUAAGCGAAGAUGAAGAAUACGAAGAAUAUGAAGAUGAGAGUGAAGAGGAGGAAGAGAAAGAGUCGAAUACUGCCACAGAUCAAAAUAAAUCCCAAAUACCAGUUGUAACAUUAAGACCAGUUACACGCCCCUCAAGCUUAUUCAAUAGACCACCAACCACGCUAUUAAAAACGAUUAAAACAAAUGAAGAAGAAAUCGAGGAAGACAAUGAAGAAAUCGAAGGUGGGGAUGAAGAUGAAGAAGAAGAUGAAGACGACGAGGAAGGAGAAGGAGAAGAAGAAGAAACACAUGCAUUAGACGAUGGCACAAACCAAACAACACCCAAGUUAAACACACCUGCACUCCGAACUAAAGAUAAUCGUGUCCCACCAGGUUCAAGGCCAGCUCUACCUGCAUCCUCUACACAGACUUCAGGUAAUGUGCCUUUUAACGGCAGAGGACGUCAGCCCUCCUCGGGUUCUAGUCGCUUUGGCACAAGCACGUCCGGCAAUCGUUUCGGCUCAUCUCCGCCCAAUAAUACACGCGCCACAAAUAGACCGCGCAUUGUGAAUCUGCCACAGGGUGUGGUACCACCAAAUCUGCCACUUAAACCAAUUGCUACCUCUUUCGAACGCACUACGCCGGUAAUUCCAACUAAACCGGCACCAUUUAUACCAACCAACACACGCUCAUAUGAGCGUAGAUACACAGCCACAUCCACAGAGACACCGGAAAAUUAUAGCGAUAACUCACUUAUUGAAGAUUUAAAUAUUGAAGCACUAAAUGCACGCAAUAAAAAGAUAUUCGAUAUCAACAGCAAAAAACACACCACCCUUAAACCGAAAAUUGUCAUAUCAGGUGGCAACCAAACACCAACAGAUCAACAACAAGAUACACAAGAUCACAUCCAACAAAACACAGAAACUGAAGACGAUGAUGAAUACACUUCAAUUGUGGAUGGUAAUCAAGGUUACAUAACCACAACACCACGCACACCCGCCCCCGGCGACACCAACACUGAUUAUUAUAUCAAUGCUAAUGAAAUCUCUUCACAGGACAAUGAGCCAGGCGCAGAACGUACUGUAUUCACGACGCCUCAAACGCCUACCACGACUCUCUUGCACGUUUUCACGCUGACCGAGGGCGAGCAGACAAAUCGGCCACCAACAGCAAGUGCCAAUACAAUUGGUCGAUUUGUACCUGAGAGAGCACGUCCCAAGCACAAGGUGGUAGAGAUAAAUCGUAUUGUUGAAAUUACCUCGAAAGAAGACAAGCUACGUCGCAAAUCAAAGGCAAAUCAAGAGUUUCUCAAACCGAUUGGCGCAUCGAACGUAAAGGUCGAGUCCUUGCCCCAUGUAGAGCAGCUGGGCGAAAUCAGCGUUGUGAAAUUUGUUCAUCUGGUCGAUGGUAGUGACAUUUCCAUUGAUGGUCACAGCACGGUAACUGAUUACACGCCCACAGAGCCAACUGUCUCAAUACCGGUACGAAACUCUUUACCCGAUGGUGGGCCAUAUUAUGUGCCCCAAUACGCUUACUCUACGGAAAGUGCACAAGCGCGAACUACAUUGGAACAGCGGAAUGGUAAAGCACUGAUACCCGAAGUGAUACGCAGUGCAGUAGAGACUUCGACUAUUUCCUUGGAAGGUCUAUUCGAUAGUGAACGGAAAGGUAAAGAAUUAAAUUCUGUAAAUAGUGUGUACUACAUUUUCGGAUCAAACGACACAAUUUCAACUAGUACAGUUAGCGUAAACGAGAACGAAACUCAAAACUCAAAAGCCACAACUCUAAGUACAAGUACGAGUACGCCUUUACCGACUUUCUCGACAUUAUUAACGACCACUACUGAGAGUGCUUUGCCCCUAAUCCCAAUUAGUGAUAGCAUAAAUAACAUUCCUAACGAAGCAUUCCCAAAUUUAGAGUUCACAACGAUUGUAGGCAAUAACUUUGAUGAUGAAACCACAACUACCAUACCGAAUGUGUCAAACACAACCACUGAAGCAACUAUCACUCAAACUGAAUCUGUGAAUGAUGUUAGCAACAAUCUCUUGGAAACAACCACAUCUAAAACGGUAGCAACGGAUGAUCCAACAAGCGUCGAUACCGCGGUGAAGUCCAGCACAUACGUAAGACCUGUUGUACCACUACCCCUUUUACGCCCUGAAUCCAAUGAGUCCUCCCCCCUAAUCAUAACCAUAGCCAAUCUUGACAAAGUUAUACUCAGUAAAGUAGAUCGCACAAUUUCAGUCGAAAGUAAGUCGGCAACAAACACUGUCCCAUUCCCACAAACGACCACGCAACCCCAGUUAGCAGAACCCAGACCCACUGACUCGAGUGCAGAAUACUCAAGCCGUUUUGCCUCUGUAGUUGAGGCACCCACCAAUCUCAUACAGGAAACAGGUGCUACAACCCACCACAAGAGUAGCGAUGUAUCUAAGAAUGAAGUACAAAGUGUUGGUAGUAGUAAUGGCACUUCUGUAGACGAUGCUAGUGUUAGUGCGAGCAGUGCGAGUAGCAUAAGUAGUGGCAGCAUAGUAAAAGAAAUGGUAAGCUUUAGUACUGAAACGCACGUAGUGCGCAAGAAGAAAUCGCGUAAGCACAGGGCGCGAAGAAUGAGAAAAUCGAGAAAGCGCACCACGACAAUGUCACCAACUGACGCCCCAGCAGUGACAAUAACACCGAAAAUAGUCAACAACGAAGAGGAGUACCAAAGUAGUAGCAGCAGCACAAGCGUAACCGAGUCUUCGACAGCAAAGACGACGCCCAGAGUAAGGGUCGUGAAUAUUACGUAAAAAUGUAUGAGUACAGCUUUGAGCUUUAGUAUUUUAAGAGAUCAUUUUGCAAAUGAAACUUCGAUUACAUAUUUAGGCAUGAGUACAUAUAUUUGCAUAGCCAUACAGACAUAAGUAUGUACGCAUAUUGUACUAAGUAUUAGGUGCAUAUACUUAUCUAUACUUAUCUGAUGAAGAUUGUCAGGAAAAAAGAUAAUCGGGGAAAAAACGAUUUACUGUUAAUAUCAAGCGCUAAACAUUCGGUUUUUUUUCGCUUAAAAUACUCAUACAACUUAGUAGUUUAUAAAUUUCUAGUCUUACCGUUAUUUUGUCCAUACCCAUGGCUUAUCGUUUUAUAUGCUGAGGUGUUUCUUAUAUGUUAUUACAUAACUGUAAAUAAAUAUAAAAUAAACAUAUCUACGCCGAAAUAACUGAUUGCGUACGCUUCUCAACAUUCAGUGAAUUGAAUUCAAAGAAGCUCUAACGCAAAUUUUUUUCUCUUUCGCUUUCUCUUCUUGCUCACUGUCGCUCUCUUCUAGCCAACUCUUUUUGUUUAUCUUUUUAUACCCAAUGCAU
Molecule: messenger RNA, 9143 nt
Organism: Anastrepha obliqua
Lineage: Eukaryota; Metazoa; Arthropoda; Insecta; Diptera; Tephritidae
Gene: Cht6
Product: mucin-2
Exons: 10
Coding region: 213-8588 (2791 amino acids)
Biological process (GO): chitin catabolic process; carbohydrate metabolic process
Cellular component (GO): extracellular region
Molecular function (GO): chitin binding; chitinase activity
Source: RefSeq, a predicted model, not a curated record